AUGUUGCAACUGACCAGCAAGACGCGCCGCACGAUCAAGCCGCACAUUCUCCGCACGUCAUGUCUCACCCUAAUUUCGAAUGCUCACCCGAGGCCCGCCCCUCUCUACAAUCCUGCUAGGCUCUACUCGACUGAGCAGCCAGACAAGCCGAGCUCACACGCUAACGCUCUCGAACCGAAAGACAACGACUUCAAGCCUGCACCGGGCAAGCAGCGCCUACACCCACGGGCUCUUAGGAGUAAAACCACUAAAAGGCGAGGCGGGGCGCCCAAUGCACAGCCGUUGACCAACUUCUUGAAGGACCUCGAGACAGGAAGCCUGAACGCUGGGCAGCAAGAACAAGCAACGACAACAACACCAGAAGCGCUUGAACCCACAACAACAGAUGGCGCUCAAGAUGGCACACCAGAAGCGGCAGAGGGAGAUUCCAAGAAAAAGGGAAAGCAGGCGAAGAAGUCAAAGCCGAAGCCAAGCAGUUCCCCUGCUGCUGUUGCCAGUGAUCCCAAACUGAUGCAACGAGCUACGGCGGUACUACGGAAGGUGCUUGAAAAGGAGCUGCGUGCCGAGCAGGAGAGCGUAGGAUCGGAGGCGGGCAAAGACAAGUCUAAACCUGGCAAGAAGAAGAAGCAAAAGUCAACAGAGACAAAACCCACGGAACCGAAGAGUUUGAUAAGAAGAUUGCAGACCAACGGUAAACUGAAGCCCUCGGGUGUUUUGGAAAAAACAACGGCGGCAGCAGCUAUAACUCCAGCACCGGAUACGUCGGCGGCGACCACAAAGAAACAGACAAAAGAGACUUCAGCCGAACCAAAGCCUCGCUCACCUGAAGAUUUACAAUGGCCACCUCCGGGAAGGAAGCUCCACGUGCGACGGGUUGAUCCCGAUUUGAUCAAAAUGAUACCGGUCCAUAAAGAGCAACCUCCUGUGCCAGGUUUGUCUUAUGGCUUGGAUAGAGCCCUUUUCAACCCUGGAGUCUACCACAUGCAGGAUCCUAGGUCUCGGGUAUGGAAUUUCGACCCCUAUCUUGCGCGUAUCAUGCCGAUUCAGGAGUUCGAUUUCAACGCACUCAAGCAGUAUAUCACCUCUUCGAAGGAUACCACCCUUAUCGACAUCGCACGAGAAGCGAAGAAGAAGUACACGGGUUCUACGUCGAGUAUGACCUCGACACUAGCGCAUUUCCAUUAUCUUUUGUCCUCCUGGCGACCCAUCACCACCGGAAUGAUGUCUCAGUCAUUUAGGGCCGAUUCGACAAACUUUACCAGGAUUAUGCGCGCCCCUUCUGCUGCCUUCCUUCACUGGAAGGAUGGUGUAUAUGCGAUCGAUGCGGACAAGGAAUUCGACACAGCAAACGUCCUGAGCAUGCUUGGAAAGUCAAUGGAAAAGCUUCUGACGUUGCCCAAGGAAGAUUUCGAGAAGUAUCGCAAAACCAAGUCUCACCAGCUUACCGAGGAGGAACGUGACAGCCCCGAGUCAUACCAUUACACCAAGUUAGGAGACUUCAUGAUGCGGUCACAGCUCGAUGCCUACGAUCCCAGAAUUCCGGGCACCGGCAUGUUCGAUCUCAAGACAAGAGCCGUUAUUUCUAUCCGCAUGGACGCCAAGGGGUUCCAAAAGGGCUUGGGAUACGAGCUCCGCCACCGGAACGGUAACUGGGAAUCGUUUGAGCGCGAAUACUUCGACAUGAUCCGUUCUGCUUUUCUCAAGUACUCCCUCCAGGUCCGCAUGGGCCGUAUGGACGGUAUCUUCGUUGCCUUCCACAACACCCAGCGGAUUUUCGGCUUCCAAUACAUUCCGCUUACCGAAAUGGACUAUGCCUUGCACGGCACCCGUGACACCAGCCUCGGUGGCAAGGAGUUCAAGCUCAGUCUCCAUCUGCUCAACAAGAUUCUGAACAGGGCUACCGCAAAGUGGCCAGAGCAGUCGUUGCGCCUUCACAUUGAGACAAGGCCAACUGACCCACCGCUCAUGUACAUCUUUGCCAAGCCGGUUACGCCAGAUGAGAUUGAGAAGAUCCAGGGAGCCAACAAGAAGAUCAUUGAGAAGUUUGAGCGCGAUAUGAUGGGCCUGGAGCCGAAGGAAGAGAAGGGAGAGGGUGUUGCCAAUGAAAAGACAACUGAGGAGGCCGUGGAGGAAGCGACCGAGGAAUCUGUCAGUGAACCUGAAGCGCGUGAGGAGGUCACCACAGCGGACGUUUGGGAGGACAUGGUAGUCAAGGUCGAGGAGGCCCUCGAAAACGAGGAGCACGGCGUCACCUCAGUCCGCGAAGCUAUUGAGCAGGCCCUUCGCUCGAGUGGCUUGCUCGAAGCCAGCGCCCCUGAGGAGGCGCGCCGUUAUCUAGAUGAGCUGCUUGAGGCUCUCAUGAGCGCUGAGUCGGGCAAGGCUGACGAGUCCGCGGCCGAUAACGCAGCCGAGGAAUCUGCGUCUGCCGUCUCUGCUGAGGAGGCUACAGAAGUCAAGGUCGAGAAUGGUCAGGCGGCUGAGGCUGAGGAGGAACCCACGUUGAAGGAUUUGGUCCUUCGCCUCGCCAGCCAAGUCAAAGCAGACCGCAGUGAAGUCGUCAAGGGCAAAGCCGAAGACGAUGUGUCUGCGGCGGCGGCGGAUGACUCCAAGCUCCGUAAAUUCGAGACCAUUUUGUCAGAGCUCAUUUCCAAGUCCCGGGACACCACUGAAACCGGCGAGAUCACAGAAAGUGGUGAGCAGAUUGCCGCCUCCACAGACGCCUCCGCCACAUCCAAGACGCAAAACCCCGAAGACGAAAUCGCCUCCCUCGACGAGACCGUGCACACCAAGACCAACGACAAGUCCAUUCUCCCCGAGACCAAGCCCGAACUCCUCGGCAUGAUCCUGACCAUUCGCAACAAGGUCAAUGGCGAGUACGUCGAGCGCCCCGAGCACCUGCGCCGCACCGACAAGUGGGAGGUUGAGUACUCGCUCGAGGACAUGCCGGCCCUGCGGGCCGAGAAUAUCUACAAGAUGGUUAUCCAGCGGCGGUGCAAGACGCUCGACGACCAGGAGGACCGCGACAAGGCCUGGUAUGAGAUGUUCCAGGGCGCGCUGCACAAGUAUACGCGCAAGGGCCGCAUGCAUCGCAAGAAGGAGAUUGAGCUUGGGAAAACCAGGCCAGUGCACGUGUAUGGUAUGGACAAGCCGCUUGAUUGGGAAUCGGUCUUUGGCGAGGGUAAGGAGGAAGGUAUGUCGUACCGGUGGUAUGGGCAGGAAGCGGAGAAUGUUGAGACUGGCACCAUCGAGCUGAGCCCGGAGGAGGUGGAGGAAGAUGAUGGGAGUUUGCCGGUGGAGGAGGUAGAGGGGGCUGAAGAGGGCGAUGCGGAGGUGGAUGUUGCAGCUUUUUCUGAAGAAAAGUCUGAUGACCAACCUGAGGCUGUGGAACAACAACAGUCUGAGGAGAAGUCUGAGGAAAAGUCCCAGGAGAAGUCCGAAUGAGUUGUAAGG
Molecule: messenger RNA, 3450 nt
Organism: Neurospora tetrasperma FGSC 2508
Lineage: Eukaryota; Fungi; Ascomycota; Sordariomycetes; Sordariales; Sordariaceae
Exons: 1
Coding region: 1-3441 (1146 amino acids)
Biological process (GO): mitochondrial RNA 5'-end processing
Cellular component (GO): mitochondrial envelope; mitochondrion
Source: RefSeq, a predicted model, not a curated record